AUGGCGGACGCGUUGAGGGAGCGCACGGCGCAGCUGCUGACCGACUACCUGGAGUAUUGCGCCCGCGGCCCCGGCACCCCCGCGCGGUCGCCGUCUACGCGCGAGGCCGCGGUGCUGCGCUCGGUGGCCGCCGACGUGCGGCAGCGUCACGAGCGCUUCUUGUCGGAUUACCGCGGCUACCGCGGCAACCGCGUGGAGCUGGUGGCUCAGGUGGAGCGGGAGAUACUCGCCCACCCCCAAGCCCUAAGCUGGGGCCGUGUGGUGGCGCUCUUGACCUUCGCGGGAACGCUGCUGGAGCGCCCGCCGCCGGGGGCCUGCUCGAACUUGGGGCCGGACGCGGAACUGGAGCUGGGGGAGUGGGAGGCCACCGUUCGCCAGGACUGCCGGCGCCUGGUGGACUUCCUCUGCGGUCGGCUCGCAGGGCAGCACCGCGCCUGGCUGGAGGCGCACGGCGGCUGGGAUGGCUUUUGUCUCUUCUUCACACCCGUGCUGCUGUCUUCUUGGAAAAGACUGCUGGUCCAGGCUCUUCUGUCAUGCUUUACGGCAGUGAUCUUAAUCUACUUCUGGAAAAGAUUACCGACACUGGAAGAUUGGUUACAUUACCAAGGCUUUGACUGGAAUGUCGUACUUGAGAGAGAAAUGCAUCACCUCAGAUACGACCAGACCGCUUUAAGGAAUUAAGAUUGACCUUACGGAGCCAAGGGAGCCUCUUGGAACUGUUGGCCUGAUUCCUUGCUUGCAGAGUUUUCCAGCGACCUUACCAGGGGCCACGGACGAACUUUUGCUCCAACCACCUGGUAAAGAGGAAAUCUUCCAGCAUUUGAUAUUCAGGAGGAAUUGAAAAUGCAAAAAUAAGAAAGUAAAUAAGUCUGAUCUGCACCCUGCAAUCCUAAUCUGGCAUUGAAACUGUGGAGACCACCAGUCUCCUGACCCUAGGACUGAGGCAACACUGACCUUGACUUCUCCAGGCAGCCUAGCUGGCCCGGUCCACUCCUGCUUCUGUGCUGGGUAUGCAUGUCAGCCUCAACUUAUAUCUUCCACAUCACCUCCUUCGUCGGCAAGUGGAGCCAGACUCUUCGGUAGAUGGUGGGCCACUGAUGAAGGAUCAUAUGAGCUGCCUCGAAAGGAAAUGUCAGGGAAAGUUUUUCAAACAUGUUCCUCAGGUGGUCACUAGACCAGUUGUUGUCAAUCUUGUUACACCCUAGAAGCACCUGCAGCGCUUUAAAAAUCCCUAGGGAGGGGCACCUGGGUGGCUCAGGUCAUGAUCUCCGGGUCAUG
Neogale vison (American mink) is the source of this 1278-nucleotide messenger RNA. It is a transcript of the gene BCL2L10, whose product is annotated as BCL2 like 10. Gene Ontology annotation, cellular component: mitochondrial outer membrane. Gene Ontology annotation, biological process: regulation of apoptotic process; extrinsic apoptotic signaling pathway in absence of ligand; intrinsic apoptotic signaling pathway in response to DNA damage. The record is from RefSeq and is a predicted model, not a curated record. Lineage: Eukaryota; Metazoa; Chordata; Mammalia; Carnivora; Mustelidae. Gene Ontology annotation, molecular function: protein heterodimerization activity; protein homodimerization activity. The transcript is spliced from 4 exons. Bases 1 to 681 code for a protein of 226 amino acids.